UUCCCCGGCAUUCUCUGGGCGUGAGUCACGCAGGUUUGCAGCCAGCCCCAAAGGGGGUGUACGCGAGCCGAGCGGUAUAAAUAGGGCGCCUCACUGUGCUCACCACCCCGCAUCGCCAGGAGGAGCGCACGGGAGGCUGCACCACCGACCGAGCGUGCUAGGACUCCAGACUCAGAGGAGGCAGCACCAUGAAGAUUCUCCUGCUGUGCGUGGGCCUGCUGCUGACCUGGGAGGAUGGCGGGGUCCUGGGAGAGCAGCUGGUCUCCGACAACGAGCUCGAGGAAAUGUCCACCCAGGGGAGUAAGUACAUUAAUAAGGAAAUUCAAAAUGCUGUCCAGGGGGUGAAACAGAUAAAGACUCUAAUAGAGAAAACAAAUGCAGAGCGCAAGUCCCUGCUCAACGUUUUAGAGGAGGCCAAAAAGAAGAAAGAGGAUGCCCUGGAUGAGACCAGGGAUUCUGAAAUGAAGCUGAAGGCUUACCCCGAAGUGUGCAACGAGACCAUGAUGGCCCUCUGGGAAGAGUGUAAGCCCUGCCUGAAGCAGACAUGCAUGAAGUUCUAUGCACGAGUCUGCAGAAGCGGCUCAGGCCUGGUUGGCCGCCAGCUGGAGGAGUUCCUGAACCAGAGCUCACCCUUCUACUUCUGGAUGAACGGCGACCGCAUUGACUCCCUGCUGGAGAGCGACCGGCAGCAGAGCCAUGUCCUCGAUGCCAUGCAGGACAGCUUCACCCGAGCAUCCAGCAUCAUGGACACACUCUUCCAGGACCGGUUCUUCACCCAUGAGCCCCAAGACACCCACUUCUUCCCACCCCUUGGCUUUCCCCACAGGAGGUCUCACUUCCUCUACCCCAAGUCCCGUUUGGUCCGCAGCCUCUUGCCUUUCUCCCACUACGGGCCCCUGAGUUUCCACAACAUGUUCCAGCCUUUCUUUGAGAUGAUACACCAGGCUCAACAGGCCAUGGAUGCUCCAUUUCACAGCUCAGCCUUCCAGUUCCCAGACACAGAUUUCUUAAGAGGUGAUGAUGACCGUGCUGUGUGCAAGGAGAUUCGCCACAACUCUACUGGGUGUCUGAAGAUGAAGGGCCAGUGUGAUAAAUGCCAAGAGAUCUUGUCUGUGGACUGUUCGACCAACAACCCUGCCCAGGCUCACCUUCGGCAGGAGCUCAACGACUCCCUCCUGGUGGCUGAGAGGUUGACCCAGCAUUACAACGAGCUGCUUCAGUCCUAUCAGAGGAAGAUGUUCAACACCUCGUCCCUGCUGGAGCAGCUCAAUGAGCAGUUCAACUGGGUGUCCCAGCUGGCUAACCUCACUCAGGGUGAAGACCAGUACUACCUGCGGGUCUCCACGGUGACGACCCAUUCUUCUGACUCAGACACCCCCUCCCGUGUCACUGAGGUGGUUGUGAAGCUGUUUGACUCUGACCCCAUCACAGUGGUGAUCCCAGAAGAAGUCUCCAGGGACAACCCUAAAUUCAUGGACACAGUGGCAGAGAAGGCGCUGCAGGAAUACCGCAGGAAGACCCGAGUGGAAUGAGACGUGGCAUUGCUUUUUCAUAUGUGGGAGCCUCAGAGUGCAGCUGACUCCCUGAGGUAGCCCCAGCCCCCACAGAGAGCUCCGCAUGUCUCCAAGUGACUAGGCCUCUACCCUACCAGCCUCUCCUUCCUCUGGAUUCUGCACAUUAAUGCCUGCAUUUGAUGCUCCUGGGAGGGCCUGCUUCUCCAUGCAACUAAUUCAAUAAAGCUGCCUAAAACCUGCGUA
Nannospalax galili (Upper Galilee mountains blind mole rat) is the source of this 1757-nucleotide messenger RNA. It is a transcript of the gene Clu, whose product is annotated as clusterin. Lineage: Eukaryota; Metazoa; Chordata; Mammalia; Rodentia; Spalacidae. The record is from RefSeq and is a predicted model, not a curated record. The transcript is spliced from 9 exons. The coding region runs from base 189 to 1532 and encodes 447 amino acids.